This is a messenger RNA of Solanum pennellii, 2087 nucleotides long. Its product is annotated as amino acid transporter AVT1A. The transcript has 12 exons. The record is from RefSeq and is a predicted model, not a curated record. Bases 205 to 1776 code for a protein of 523 amino acids. NCBI's taxonomy places the organism in Eukaryota, Viridiplantae, Streptophyta, Magnoliopsida, Solanales, Solanaceae. Gene Ontology annotation, cellular component: plasma membrane.
AUGACUCAUCAUAUCAUAUGCAGACAAACGUGCCCACUCCAGUGAUUCUGGAAAUCUCGAAAACGUAUUCAAAAUGCCUCAAUCAAUCAAUGAAUACAGCUCCUUCUCCACAUGCAUCGUAGUAUAUAUAUAUAUAUAUAUAUAUAUAUAUAUAUAGUUGUGACUAUCAGUUUGGUGUAGCUUUUUGUUUGAUUGGAAAUAGCCAUGUCAAAGAAGGAUGAAGAAUUUCUAGAUUACUUAACGGACAAUGACUCAGAUGAUGUCGAAGCUAAUAGUGUCAAUAUGAGCGACGAUGAUGAUGAUGAGGAGGAGAAUGCUCCAUUUGCUUCACAGCAAUGGCCCCAAAGUUUCAGAGAGACAAUUAACUCAUAUACAAUUGCCGCAUCACCUAAUUUCGGACUCAUACGACGUGGAUCCAGUAUUAUACCUGAAUCCGAUACUAAAGGAUUCUUGGACUCAGAUUUGAAGACACAUUUGCUCCCUGAAAAGGAAAAAAUUCAGGAGCAAAAUGUUGCAGAUGGAAUCUCAGUAACAAAAGCAUCUUUGUUAGAGAAGGCUUCUUCUUUGCAUGAGCAAUUGACUGGGGAGCUUCCAAUCCCGUAUGGAUGCAGCUUAACUCAGACUGUAUUCAAUGGUGUAAAUGUCAUGGCUGGAGUUGGACUGCUUUCUGUUCCUUGUACAGUGAAAGAAGCUGGCUGGGCUAGUUUGUUAGUGUUGAUGAUUUUUGCAGUCAUAUGUUGGUACACAGCUUCUCUUAUGAAACAUUGCUUCGAGAGCAGGGAAGGAAUCUUAACUUAUCCCGAUAUUGGAGAAGCUGCAUUUGGAAAAUUUGGACGCAUUAUUAUAUCUAUUAUCUUGUACGUGGAGCUAUAUUCAUAUUGUGUAGAAUUUAUAAUUUUGGAAGGAGAUAACCUUACUAGCCUUUUUCCUGGAUCUUCACUGAACUGGGGAGGCCUUAAACUUGAUUCAAUUCACAUCUUUGGGAUUCUGGCUGCCCUAAUUAUUCUGCCAACUGUUUGGUUGAGGGACCUUCACGUAAUAUCAUACCUCUCAGCCUGUGGUGUCUUUGCAACCAUGAUAAUUGUUCUGUGUGUGAUUUUCCUUGGUACGGUGGAUGGAGUUGGAUUUCACAAUACCAGUCAGGUUGUGAACUGGAGUGGCAUUCCUUUUUCUAUCGGAGUGUAUGGUUUUUGUUACUCUGGGCACUCAGUGUUUCCAAACAUCUACCAAUCUAUGGCUGACAAGUCAAAAUUCAAUGUUGCACUUAUAAUAUGCUUUAUUCUGUGCAUUCUCAUAUAUGGAGGUGUUGCAAUAAUGGGGUAUCUCAUGUUUGGUCAAAGUACAUUAUCUCAGAUAACUUUAAAUAUGCCGAACAAUUCAAUUGCUUCAAAAGUUGCAGUAUGGACCACUGUUAUCAGCCCAUUCACAAAAUAUGCGUUGCUGAUGAAUCCCUUGGGAAGAUGCAUAGAGGAAUUGCUGCCCGAGAGAAUCUCUAGUAGUCUCUGGUGUUUUCUUCUCUUAAGGACAGCACUUGUCUUUUCUACAGUAUGUGUAGCAUUUCUUCUCCCCUUUUUUGGUCUUUUGAUGGCUCUGAUUGGCUCUCUUCUCAGUAUACUGGUGUCUGUAAUACUGCCAGCUUUAUGUUACCUAAAGAUCAUCGGAAAGAAAGCAACAAGGACACAGAGGGUGUCUAGCAUCAGCGUUAUUGCACUUGGGAUUGUAAGUGCUGCUCUUGGAACUUACUCCUCACUGUCAGGAAUCGCGAACAAGUAUUGAAGUAAAGCCUAACUACACACACCCCAGACACCCUUUUGCUUAGGGUGGGGGUGGACAUGUUUGCCAUAAAGCAUUCUUAUUUACUGUCCUCUACUUUUGAUCUCUUUCCCAAAUAUUAUCCAUCUUCUUCUCAGUUUAAACUUUAUAGUAACUUUACGACCCCCUAUUGCUUUAUAAUUAUGGGUAUCUUUCUCAGUGUGUAUUAGUUGCUAGUGUUUCAAGUAGAAAGUAUAUGUCGCACUAAAGACUAAAACCAACAUAAACUAGGAUGUUGAGUUGAUUAUAAUGGAUAUAUAUCUUUUAUUCCCUCA